Cajanus cajan (pigeon pea) is the source of this 444-nucleotide messenger RNA. NCBI's taxonomy places the organism in Eukaryota, Viridiplantae, Streptophyta, Magnoliopsida, Fabales, Fabaceae. The record is from RefSeq and is a predicted model, not a curated record.
AUGGCAGAGAUCACGAAACCAUUUGGGACUUCUCUUUUGGUACCAUCAGUUCAAGAAUUAGCUAAAGAAAAAACAUCAAGCGUUCCACAAAGAUACAUUCAACCUCAACAUGAUAACGUUGUGAUCUUCUCUGAAGCUAAUAGUAUCCUUGAGAUCCCAAUUAUUGAUAUGCAAUGCUUGCUGUCCGUGGAAUCUGGUAGUUCUGAAUUGGCCAAGCUUCACCUUGCAUGCAAUGAAUGGGGAUUCUUUCAGCUGAUAAACCAUGGUGUUAGCUCUUUCUUGGUGGAGAAAUUGAAGUUGGAGAUUCAGGAGUUUUCCAAACUUCCAAUGUCAGAGAAGAAAUUUUUUUGGCAGAGUCCACAAUAUAUGGAGGGUUUUGGACAAGCAUUUGUUGUGAGUGAUGAUCAAAAGCUUGAUUGGGCUAACAUGUAUUCUAAUUCCUGA